AAGAAGGCAGCCCAGUCGAAGAGGGUUCUACUUCGAUUUAUAGGGCGCUGCUGCCGGUUGGGAAGAAUUUAGACAUUGUAGGUACAGUAGUUGGGUUGGACUAGUUUGGUGGGUAUAGGAGGAGCUGAUGACCAUAACUGGGGGAAUAGCCGAGGCGGAUGCUGCCUCGGCGACCAUGGAAGUGGAGGCAUACAAGCGACUCUACCCACUGCAAUUCUACGAGCGUCAUCUGGAUUCGGAUGUUCGCCCUGAUGGUCGUCCGUUAACGCGUGCUCGGCCUACCUCUGUCAAUCUCGGCUCUAUCGCAACUGCAGAUGGCUCUGCGUUGGUUAAGAUCGGCAACACGACAAUGUUGGCAGGAGUUAAGCUGGAGGUGAUAACUCCUUCUACUGCAUCGCCGAAUCAAGGCCAAGUUGCGGUGGACUUUCAGAUGCCAAGCAUCUGCUCUCCUCUUGUGAGGCCUGGAAGACCUGCUGAAGCUGCAUGGGUUGUGUCCGAGCAGCUUUCAAACGCCCUUGUUAGCUCAAACUUUGUCAAUCUACAGCAGCUUUGUAUUGUGCCUGGGAAGGCUGCAUGGAUAGCUUACGUGGAUGUCUACUGUUUAGAUGCCGACGGUUCUUUGCUAGAUGCUGCACUUCUAGCUGCAGUUGCUGCCUUGACCCACUUGCAGUUACCAGCCGUAAAGGUCACCGAAACAGGUCGCGUUGUACCACUUAAAAACCAUAAUGGAGAUGCUGGACAGGAAGUUGACAGUAUUGCAAAGAAAAACGAGGAUCAGAUUGUGAAGUCCAGGCAGCGUUUGGAACGGAGUUCCAUGCCUAUUGCGCUUACAUGCGUUAGCCACAGAAAGCAUUUGCUUGCGGACCCAUCUGCUGAGGAAGAAAGUAUUCUGCAAAUGUCACUUACUGUAAUCAUGGAUACUUCAGGGAGGUUGAUUUCUUUCUAUAAGCCUGGGGGUGCUGUUGCCGCUACAUCAGCUACUGUCAAGGAUUGCAUCGAACUCACUAAAAAAAGAGUCGCGGAAGUGAACAGCAUAUUUGAGGAGGCUUACGAGGAAGCCUGUGGAACCGAGAUGAUGGUAGAAUAGGAGGGCUUUCCUUUCAACUGUUUUAGCAGUGGUUACAUUUUUAAGCAUAUCAUUGAAGUUAUCUUAUGAUCUAUUUUUAGAAAGAUUGCUAUUCAAUCUGUUCUACACGGUUGUAUACAAUUAGUGUUCAUGAGGUGUUUUCACAGUAGGAGUCUUGCUUUAGGAGUAGCAGCAAAAGGAUCUAGGAAGACAGUAGUGCCAUUACUGGAUCGGUGUAUGCCACCGAAGUCUCGGCUUCUACAAGAACUUCGAACAGUAGUAUGUCAUGAAAUCACAUCCGUCUGGUUCCGCAGAAUAGGCGGCAUCAGAUUGUAUUUCAUCAAGCGUACUUUAGUUGCUAUCAAGUAUCUCCUAUAAAUCAUAGUUUAGGUCUCAGAGGACGAUGCUUUAGCCGGAUCACUGGGAAAGACCAAAUCGUUCUAACAAUUUUUGUAGGUAGAAGGUAAUGGUGGUCAUCCGGUUUUUGACAGAGCACAAAUUUAUCACCUAUUACCCAAAAUUUAAGUGCCUGCUUUACUUUUAUA
Physcomitrium patens is the source of this 1611-nucleotide messenger RNA. RefSeq lists its product as uncharacterized. Gene Ontology annotation, molecular function: mRNA 3'-UTR AU-rich region binding. Lineage: Eukaryota; Viridiplantae; Streptophyta; Bryopsida; Funariales; Funariaceae. Gene Ontology annotation, biological process: TRAMP-dependent tRNA surveillance pathway; nuclear mRNA surveillance; rRNA catabolic process. Gene Ontology annotation, cellular component: nuclear exosome (RNase complex); cytoplasmic exosome (RNase complex). The record is from RefSeq and is a predicted model, not a curated record.